This is a messenger RNA of Neltuma alba, 687 nucleotides long. RefSeq names its product probable ascorbate-specific transmembrane electron transporter 1. Bases 1 to 687 code for a protein of 228 amino acids. The record is from RefSeq and is a predicted model, not a curated record. The transcript is spliced from 4 exons. Gene Ontology annotation, molecular function: oxidoreductase activity. Lineage: Eukaryota; Viridiplantae; Streptophyta; Magnoliopsida; Fabales; Fabaceae.
AUGCCUCGCAGCUACCAACUACACGCAUUUCCAGUCACCAUUUUUGCCCACUUGUUGUUCAUCGCUGUCACCACUCUUGUGUUCAUUUGGCUUCUCAGAUUCCGUGGAGGCUUCGCUUUCAAUUCCCCCAGCAAACCCAAGCUCAUCAAUGUCUUCUACUUCAUCUGUUACAAUCCUACUUUUCAUACUCUCUUGAUGAUGAUCGGCUUUGUUUUAGUCGGAGGAGAAGCAAUAAUAGUGCACAAGGCUUUAGAAGCAAAAAGAAGAUCGUUGAAGGUGGCACACAUGCUGCUGCAUCUGAUAGCUCUAGCAUCUGGAAUUCUUGGAGUUAUUACAGUUUAUAAGGAAGAGGUUCAUCUUCAUUAUCACAUCUACACCUUACACUCUUGGUUCGGCAUGAUUGCCAUCUGCUCUUUUGGUUUGCAGUACUUGUUGGCGUUCUUCACAUUUUUCUUCCCAGGAGCAGAAAUGUCAAGGAGAGCUUCAAUGAAGCCAUGGCACAGGCUCAUGGGGAUGGUCAUAUUUCUGCUGGCAGUGUGCACAGCAGAGACGGGCCUUGUCCAACGCUUCCAGUAUCUGAAACUUGGUCGCAGCCAAGAGGGUCUCGUCCUCAAUUUCUCUGCUCUUUUGCUAUUCCUCUUUGCUGUCACUGUUGGCCUCUCUGUUACUCUCCCCGCAGACUACUGA